Molecule: messenger RNA, 434 nt
Organism: Paramuricea clavata
Lineage: Eukaryota; Metazoa; Cnidaria; Anthozoa; Malacalcyonacea; Plexauridae
Source: the annotation of a GenBank genome assembly
AACUAUCCAAUUAUGAAAUAAAGCCAACGGUAGUAAAUUGGAUAGCUGACUUUCUUCGUGGUCGAACUCAGAGAGUUAAAAUAAACUCUGUGCAUUCAAAUUUUCUACAAGUUCCUGCCGGUAUUCCACAGGGAACGAAAAUCGGUCCCUGGCUAUUCUUAGCAAUAAUAAAUGACCUAUGUAUUACAAAAUCUCCGACCAGUAACCUGUGGAAAUUUGCAGACGAUACUUCGGUUUCCGAAGUCAUUCCAAAAGACGGUGUUAGUUCCCGGCCUGAUAAAGUAGACGAAGUAAAUAAAUGGUCGAAUGAAAACAAAUUACAACUGAACCCUGGUAAAUGCAAAGAGCUGAGGAAAAAUUUUAUCACGGAACCAUUUACUGAGGAACACCUAGAUAUAAACGUGAAGCCAUUGAAAUUGAAAAAUCCGAAAAAG